UCCCUUCAGUUUUCCCUCAGAGUGGAGGUUGGUCCGGAUCAAACAGCGUAAUUACUCUGUGGUUUCACCUGCUCUGCAUGGAGGGAUUAUUUGUUUUUAUUUAUUUGUUUUUUUUUUUCAAAUGUUGGGAUACAAUUUAUAUUGAUGGACAAAACUAACUUUCUCCACACCUUGGUUAAGUUCUACUGAUUGUUCAGUUUGCGGGCGGCCACUGACUGUUUUUUCUUUUUUUUUUUCUUUUUUUUUUUUGCGCUGUGGUGUUUUAUUAAGUUUGGCCCCCCUCAUGCGCAACUCUAACAGCGCGCAUCGGCUGCUCAGACUCAGAGCGGUCGGAACAACAGCGGGGCGAAGUGGGAACAGUCAGUCAGCGCUGAUUCACGACUUAGGCUACUUGUUCUGAGGGUCUUUCAGGAAGAGAACGGCGGAUUCUCAAGGCGGUGGUUUUAUUCGAGCAUUUGGAUUGCCACUGUUGGAUCUAAAGAAUGUGUCGCUACCUCGGCUCACCUGAUCGGCAGCCAGAAGGAAAGUGGAUCAGUCCGACGAGUUCUUCUGGGAGUUUAUUUUAAUUCCAGCAACAGUUGACUAAAUCUUCAAAAAAGACAUCCAAGAAGCGCAAUGAUUUUAACUUUGGUAUUUAUUUUGUCCAUUUUGGAUUCGUUGUUCACCUUGAAAGGUGACGGCGGCUCAGCCUCCCGUGCUGCCCGUCUGGACUGCGUGAAGGCCAGCGAGCAAUGUCUGAAGGAGUACUCCUGCAGCACCAAGUACCGGAUGAUGAGGCAGUGCGUGGCGGGGAGGGAGAGCAACUUCAGCGCGGUCACCGGUCCCGAGGCGCAGGGCGAGUGCCGCAGCGCCAUAGAAGCCAUGAAGCAGAGCUCCCUGUACAACUGCAGGUGCAGGAGAGGCAUGAAGAAGGAGAAGAACUGCCUCAGGAUCUUUUGGAGCAUAUUUCAGAGUUUGCAAGGUAAUGAUUUACUGGAAUACUCUCCAUAUGAACCAGUCAAUAGCCGGCUCUCAGACAUCUUUCGCUUGGCUCCCAUCAUAGCUGCCGAGCCUGCAUCCACGAAGGAGAACAACUGUCUGAGUGCUGCCAAGGCCUGUAACCUGAACGACACGUGUAAGAAAUAUCGCUCGGCUUACAUCAACCCCUGCACUAGCAGGGUGUCUGCUUCUGAGGUCUGCAACAAGCGCAAGUGCCACAAGGCUCUACGACAGUUCUUUGACAAGGUUCCAGCUAAAUACAGCUACGGGAUGCUGUUUUGCUCCUGUCCAGCGGGAGAUCAGACGGCCUGUGCGGAGCGCAGAAGGCAAACCAUCGUACCGAUCUGCUCCUAUGAGGAUAAAGACAAGCCCAACUGCCUUUCUCUGCAGAACACCUGCAAGACCAACUACAUUUGCAGAUCCAGGCUGGCGGACUUUCUCAGCAACUGUCAGCCUGAAGUUCGCUCCAUCUCCGGCUGUCUUCGGGAGAACUACGCCGACUGCCUGCUCUCUUAUUCAGGCCUUAUUGGUACGGUGAUGACUCCCAAUUACGUGCGGUCUUCUGGCAUCAGCCUGUCGCCGUGGUGUGACUGCAGCAGCAGCGGGAACAGCAAGUCAGACUGUGACAAAUUUGCCGAGUUUUUCACCAACAACCGAUGUCUCCGUAAUGCCAUCCAGGCGUUUGGGAACGGUACUGAUGUUGGAGUGUGGCAACCCCAGCCGCCAAUUCACCCCACUGUAGAACCAGGCACCACUCGCAGGGGGAAAUCUUGGACAAACAAUGUUCUGGACGUGCUGACGGACUCCAAUCAGCUGGGCGCCAAUAGCGACUCGUAUCACAUCUGUGGAACCCUGCAGGUCCAAAAUCUGGUGUCAAAUCAAACAGCGAAAGCAGCUUUUUGUCCGAACCACCAGCUGGACGAGUCCGGCGCUUCGAACGCCAUCGCUGGAAGCUCCCCAGCUGAACCGCACCAGUUACAUCCCUCAACCUUUGGGCUCGCACUGGCCUCAGCAGCGUUACAGCUCGGGAGUUCACUGUUUCUGUAGGAGCCGAGAAGCGAGCGUCAACCUUCCGGUCUCAAGAAGCGGCCUGAUUCAUUUUAAUUCACUCACCGAACUGGAACCUCAACGUUCUUCUGAAGUCAUAGCCACUCGUGGAUCAGAUUUGUGGAUAACUGUCACCGAGAUGUCAGCUCAUUUGCCUUCCGAAGCCCUGUGGAAGUAAUUUGCAAAGACCUUGACUAAAAAAAAAAAAAAGAAGAUGAUUCAAGCCCUGUAUAUUUGACUGAGUGAAGUGCCAAACAGGUGAAAACUGCUGCAGGCAUGAAGUCAUGCGAUCUCUGCUUGAUUUGUGGUAGUGGAGGGCAAACCAAAAGCUAAAGGUGUGGAACCGUGGACACACAACACAUGUCAUAGAUGCAUUGCUCGGAAUAUGAUGACCAAGGUCAUUCAAACGUCCAUUUUGUCUGAAAAUCUACCAACGACAAAGACGGCUCUGCCAUAAAGUGCGUACCAACCCUCUCUUCUACAUGUCCAGCGUUAGGUGUAGAGCAGCUCUGUAGAUCUGGUCGUCAAGGUGGUUUGUGGCUUUUUAUCAUAUCCACCUCAUUUUGUACAUAAAAUAUACAGGCGCGCGCAAUGUUUCCAGUUUGCUGCUGUUAGCUUGUAAAGAAUAUUGUCUGUAACAUUUUGAGAGUGUACAUUAGUACAGGUGCCUGAGGUCCCUCAGCUCUACCCAGCCUAGUUGUGAUUUAUGAAAUGUGAUGAGAUGUGCUUCUUUUUCUCGCGUGGCUACAGAGCUGACUUCAUUGUGUGAAUAUAUUUUGAUGGAAAGUGCAUAAUUUCUCUUAAUUAUCAAAGUAUUUGUAAAAGUAAUGCAAAGAAUUGAGUGGGGGGAAAAAAAAAGAGUCAAGUAUGUUUUGCCGGUCUCAUCCAGACACUCGAGGACCACACAGUUCUAUUUUGUUCACCCCUCCCACAACGUUGUAAUUUCUUUGUAAAGAGCAGAAGAACAAGGGUUUGAUGAAUAAACAAUGUGUAAAUACCCACAAGCAGAGUUAAUGUCAAAAGACAAAAGCCAACAGGCAUUAAUUGCCAGCAAUUAGCGCUGGUCUGAACGGAGGCAGAGAUAAAAACACAUUCUUAGUUUGUACUUAAUGGCUCGAGUUAACACAGCCUUUCAGAGAAUGUACAACACAAUAAAGGCUCAUUUUUAAACAUC
Messenger RNA from Fundulus heteroclitus (mummichog), 3199 nucleotides. RefSeq names its product gdnf family receptor alpha 1b (gene gfra1b). The record is from RefSeq and is a predicted model, not a curated record. Lineage: Eukaryota; Metazoa; Chordata; Actinopteri; Cyprinodontiformes; Fundulidae. The transcript has 10 exons. Gene Ontology annotation, molecular function: signaling receptor activity. Bases 616 to 2025 code for a protein of 469 amino acids. Gene Ontology annotation, cellular component: external side of plasma membrane; signaling receptor complex. Gene Ontology annotation, biological process: nervous system development.